AUGUUCCUGGCUACACGGACCUUGGCAGCGACGGACAUCUGCACGGCGCGAUCAACCCUUAUACACAUAAUUUCAAAUUCCUCUGGCUACUACGCUGGAGAUCGUGCGCUUCGUCACACAUCGCGGUUGCUCCGAGCAAGUCGGCGGUUCUCGUCCUCGUCGUCAUCACGAAUAUCCUACCGAGUCGCCGGAUCAUGUUCAGCCAAGGGACGCCGCUUCAACCCCGAGAAACAUACAUACAACUUCGAGCCUACCGUACACGAAGCCAUUGGCGUUGCGCUCGAUAACAUUGACGAGGGAAGGUCCCGGCAAAAGAGGCCGGCGAGUGGUGAAGAUGCGUUUUUCGCAAGCAGAGUAGGCACAGAAGAUACUGGCGCCAUUGCGUUUGCGGUCGCGGACGGAGUUGGCGGGUGGGCGGAACAUAAAAUCGAUCCUGCCGAUGUUUCACAUGGGUUGUGCACGUAUAUGGCACAGCAUGCGUUGACGGAGGAGGUGGGUCAGCGCAAAUUACGGCCGAAGGAGCUUUUGCAGAAGGGUUAUAACUCUGUGGUGGCGGAUGAAAGUAUCACUGCAGGUGGAACCACGGCGUCUGUUGGAGUUGCGCACACGGAUGGAAGUGUCGAGUUGGCAAACCUUGGAGACUCGGGCUCGGUACUCUUUCGACUCGGCGCUGUGCACCAGUAUUCCGCGCCGCAGACACAUGCAUUCAAUACACCAUACCAAUUGAACAUUAUACCGCGCAGAAUGCGCGAACAGGCGCACAUGUUUGGCGGCGUAUAUUUCGAGGAUUCGCCGCGCGAUGCUGCCGUAUCGACACUAUCCAUGCAGCAUGGAGAUGUUCUCGUCCUGGCUACAGACGGUGUUUUCGAUAAUCUGAAUAAUCAGGACAUUUUGAAGAUAGUGACCGGUCGAAUGCUGGCCACGGGUGCAUGGACGGAAAGUUCAAAGAAUGCGGCAAUUCGUCCGUCUGAGGAAUUGCAGGCAUUGACUGCACCUGGUGGAUUACACCGAAUAUCUCCUUCUCCUUCACCCUCUCCUUCUUCGCCGUCAUCUCCUUCAUCCACCUCAUCAAUCACUCCCAUCCCACACCUCCAAAACCAUCACACCCUCCAAGCCCUUCUCGCAUCCUCAAUAGUCGGAGAAGCGAAACUAGCCAGCGUCGACAUGCGGCGAGACGGGCCUUUCGCCAAAGAAGCCCAAAGAUAUUACCCCGGUCAUUGGUACCGGGGAGGCAAAGUGGAUGAUAUAUGCGCGCUUGUGAUUAUUGCCAUAGAAGGCUGA
Molecule: messenger RNA, 1281 nt
Organism: Talaromyces amestolkiae
Lineage: Eukaryota; Fungi; Ascomycota; Eurotiomycetes; Eurotiales; Trichocomaceae
Exons: 2
Coding region: 1-1281 (426 amino acids)
Source: RefSeq, a predicted model, not a curated record